AUGGCCGACGUGUACGACCGCGGACGUAAAGACCAAGACUUCAACGUUGGUGACCAAGUGUUCCUAAGCACGAAGAACCUGGACACGGUGCACACGGGGUUUCCCAACUCACGCAAGCGUGGACCCAAGUGGAUUGGACCGUAUUCCGUCGUGCGCAAGGUACAUCGACACGCGUACGAGAUCAACUUGCCGCCUGGCCUCAAGCUACAUCCAGUCUCCAACACCGGCAUACUCAAGCCGUACGAGUCUCCGACGCGUCUCUCGCGACCUCACGAGGUAAUAUUGCUUGAUGGCCAGGUGGGACAGAUCGUCGAAGCAGUUGUCAACAAGCUGGGUGGGUGA
Phytophthora nicotianae INRA-310 is the source of this 342-nucleotide messenger RNA. RefSeq lists its product as hypothetical. The transcript has 2 exons. Lineage: Eukaryota; Oomycota; Peronosporomycetes; Peronosporales; Peronosporaceae. The record is from RefSeq and is a predicted model, not a curated record. Bases 1 to 342 code for a protein of 113 amino acids.